AGUUUCAAGUUUCGGGUUUUCUUUAGUUUGCAAUUUGCAGUCAACGGAAGUUGUGGUGCUUAUAAAUAAGUUAUUCUCACUUUUUUACGCAAUUCUAAGUUGUUUAUACAUUAAACGAGACUCCCGCAAGAGUAUUUUUAGCAAAAAUGAGCAAUAUAUUUGCUCUCGAGGACGAUCAAUAUGACGACGAAGAUGCGGAGGAAAUUUCGUCGAAGCUUUGGCAGGAAGCCUGUUGGAUUCUUAUUAAUGCAUAUUUCGACGAGAAGGGACUCGUGCGGCAACAACUGGACAGCUUCGAUGAGUUCAUCGAAAUGUCUGUUCAACGCAUAGUGGAAGAUUCGCCGCAAAUUGAUUUGCAAGCAGAGGCACAGCACACCACAGGCGAGAUAGAAAAUCCUGUGAGACAUUUGUUGAAAUUCGAGCAGAUCUAUUUGUCCAAGCCAACUCAUUGGGAGAAAGAUGGUGCGCCGUCCCCCAUGAUGCCCAAUGAAGCCAGACUGAGAAAUUUAACGUACUCCGCACCUUUGUAUGUAGACAUUACCAAAACCAUUGUAAAGGAUGGUGAAGAUCCCAUUGAGACACAGCAUCAGAAGACAUUUAUUGGCAAGAUACCAAUCAUGCUAAGAUCCAAGUAUUGCUUGCUCGCUGGCUUAUCCGAUCGUGAUUUGACAGAACUAAAUGAAUGUCCAUUAGAUCCUGGUGGAUACUUCAUUAUUAAUGGUUCGGAGAAGGUCCUUAUAGCUCAGGAGAAAAUGGCGACAAAUACUGUUUAUGUAUUUAGCAUGAAGGAUGGUAAAUAUGCUUACAAGGCGGAAAUCAGAUCCUGUUUGGAACACAGUUCGCGUCCCACUUCAACUUUAUGGAUCAACAUGAUGGCUAAGAGUGGUGCCAGUAUCAAAAAGUCUGCCAUAGGUCAACGCAUUAUCGCCAUCAUUCCCUACAUCAAACAAGAGAUACCUAUAAUGGUGGUUUUUCGUGCCCUCGGAUUUGUUGCCGAUCGCGAUAUUCUCGAGCAUAUUAUUUACGACUUCGACGAUCCGGAAAUGAUGGAAAUGGUGAAGCCGUCCUUGGACGAAGCCUUUGUUAUACAGGAACAGAAUGUCGCUUUGAAUUUCAUUGGUACGAGAGGUGCCAAGCCGGGCGUGACUAAGGAAAAGCGAAUUAAAUACGCCAGAGAGAUCUUACAGAAGGAAAUGCUGCCACAUGUCGGCAUAAGCGACUUUUGCGAAACUAAAAAGGCUUAUUUCCUCGGUUACAUGGUACACCGAUUAUUAUCGGCGUCUCUAGGACGAAGAGAAUUAGACGAUCGCGAUCAUUAUGGCAAUAAGAGAUUGGAUCUGGCUGGACCUCUGCUGGCGUUUCUAUUUCGUGGCUUGUUUAAGAAUCUAAUGAAAGAAGUACGUUUGUAUGCACAGAAAUUUAUAGACCGAGGGAAGGACUUCAAUCUCGAACUGGCCAUUAAGACGAAAAUUAUCACCGAUGGUCUAAGAUAUUCUCUAGCUACUGGUAAUUGGGGCGAUCAGAAGAAGGCGCAUCAGGCAAGAGCCGGUGUAUCGCAGGUAUUGAACAGACUGACUUUCGCAUCGACCUUGUCGCACUUGAGGCGAGUAAACUCGCCUAUAGGAAGAGACGGCAAACUAGCCAAGCCACGACAAUUGCACAAUACAUUAUGGGGUAUGCUUUGCCCAGCGGAAACUCCUGAGGGUGCUGCUGUAGGAUUGGUGAAGAAUUUAGCCCUGAUGGCGUACAUUAGCGUUGGAUCGCAGCCAUCUCCUAUUCUGGAAUUUUUAGAGGAGUGGUCCAUGGAGAAUCUUGAGGAGAUAGCACCGAGUGCUAUUGCUGACGCUACGAAAAUCUUUGUAAACGGAUGCUGGGUCGGCAUUCACAGAGAUCCAGAUCAAUUGAUGGCUACCUUACGCAAGUUAAGAAGACAGAUGGACAUCAUCGUGUCGGAAGUAUCCAUGAUUCGUGAUAUCAGAGAUCGUGAGAUAAGGAUAUACACAGAUGCUGGCAGGAUCAGUAGACCUUUGCUCAUAGUAGAAGGACAGACUCUGUUAUUGAAAAAGAGACACAUUGAUAUGUUGAAGGAGAGAGAUUAUAAUAAUGACGGAUGGCAAGAGUUGGUAGGCAGUGGUGUGGUGGAAUACAUAGACACACUGGAAGAAGAAACUGUUAUGAUAGCAAUGUCACCCGACGAUCUUAAACAAGAUAAAGAAUAUGCAUAUUGUACAACGUACACGCACUGUGAAAUUCACCCGGCGAUGAUCUUAGGCGUGUGCGCUUCUAUUAUACCGUUCCCCGAUCAUAAUCAAAGUCCUAGGAAUACUUAUCAGAGCGCUAUGGGUAAACAAGCUAUGGGUGUAUAUAUUACAAACUUUCACGUACGCAUGGAUACUUUAGCUCAUGUACUGUAUUAUCCUCACAAACCUCUGGUGACGACGAGAUCCAUGGAGUAUCUUAGGUUCCGUGAAUUGCCAGCUGGCAUUAAUAGCAUUGUCGCGAUCUUAUGUUACACCGGAUAUAAUCAAGAAGAUAGCGUUAUUUUGAAUGCGAGCGCCGUCGAAAGAGGCUUCUUUAGAUCGGUGUUUUAUCGUUCUUACAAGGAAGCCGAAUCGAAAAAGAUCGGCGAUCAGGAAGAGCAAUUUGAGAAACCUUCACGUUUGACUUGCCAAGGAAUGCGUAAUGCCAUAUACGAUAAAUUGGACGACGACGGAAUUAUUGCACCUGGUAUUCGAGUAUCGGGCGAUGAUGUAAUUAUAGGAAAAACAAUUACUUUGCCAGAAACAGACGACGAGUUGGAUAGUACGACCAAACGUUUUACAAAACGGGACGCUUCGACUUUCUUGCGAAACAGCGAAACUGGCAUAGUCGAUCAAGUGAUGUUGACGUUGAACAGUGAAGGAUAUAAAUUUUGCAAAAUCCGAGUACGCAGCGUUCGCAUUCCACAAAUUGGCGACAAAUUUGCGUCGCGUCACGGACAAAAGGGUACAUGCGGCAUUCAGUACAGACAAGAAGACAUGCCAUUCUCAUGCGAAGGCCUUACACCCGAUAUUAUUAUCAAUCCCCAUGCCAUCCCUUCUCGUAUGACUAUCGGUCACUUGAUCGAGUGCAUACAGGGAAAAGUGUCUGCUAACAAAGGAGAGAUCGGUGAUGCUACCCCGUUCAAUGAUGCCGUAAAUGUGCAAAAAAUUUCUACGCUUUUACAAGAAUAUGGUUAUCAGUUGCGAGGAAAUGAAGUGAUGUACAAUGGACACACAGGUCGCAAGAUUAAUGCGCAAGUCUUUUUAGGCCCGACGUAUUAUCAACGCUUAAAACAUAUGGUAGACGAUAAAAUUCAUAGCAGAGCGAGAGGACCUGUGCAAAUUUUAGUUAGACAACCUAUGGAGGGUCGAGCGAGGGAUGGAGGACUUCGUUUCGGAGAAAUGGAACGGGAUUGUCAAAUUUCUCACGGUGCGGCACAAUUUCUGCGAGAACGUCUCUUUGAAGUAUCAGAUCCGUAUCGAAUUCACAUCUGUAAUUUCUGUGGUUUAAUCGCGAUAGCGAAUUUACGGAACAAUACCUUUGAAUGUAAAGGAUGUAAAAACAAGACACAGAUUUCACAAGUUAGACUACCAUAUGCAGCAAAGUUGCUUUUCCAGGAACUCAUGGCAAUGAAUAUUGCACCUAGACUUAUGAUACAUUGAUUGACCUUUGGUUUAUUUUAUUUAUAUAAAUAAAAUCUCUUUGAAUUAUAUACAAAUUGUGUACAAUAUUAUAAUGAAAUAUGUGAUGCGAAUUAAUCAGUAAUCAAUUUUUCGUAUAUUUUUGAUUAAGAGAUGUUAUGAUCAAGGAAUACUUCUUAAUAAUAAAAUAUUACUUUAAUCAUAUAAA
Molecule: messenger RNA, 3870 nt
Organism: Nylanderia fulva
Lineage: Eukaryota; Metazoa; Arthropoda; Insecta; Hymenoptera; Formicidae
Gene: RpII140
Product: RNA polymerase II subunit RpII140
Biological process (GO): DNA-templated transcription
Molecular function (GO): DNA-directed RNA polymerase activity; DNA binding; ribonucleoside binding
Source: RefSeq, a predicted model, not a curated record